Halichondria panicea is the source of this 619-nucleotide messenger RNA. Its product is annotated as cytochrome c oxidase subunit 3-like. The record is from RefSeq and is a predicted model, not a curated record. Lineage: Eukaryota; Metazoa; Porifera; Demospongiae; Suberitida; Halichondriidae. Gene Ontology annotation, cellular component: mitochondrion; membrane. Gene Ontology annotation, biological process: mitochondrial electron transport, cytochrome c to oxygen. Gene Ontology annotation, molecular function: cytochrome-c oxidase activity. The transcript has a single exon.
GAAUAGCAAUAUAAAUUCGUAAACGCAUAGCUCAAUUGGUAGAGCAUUUACCUUCUAAGUAAGAGGUUGUAGGUUCAAGUCCUACUGGGUUUAUAACAAUUAAUCAAUGACGCAACCAACAUAUCAUCCUUAUCAUUUAGUAGAGCUGAGCCUGUGGCCGUAUAUCGGUGCCUGUGGCGCAUUCUUUACUACAGUGGGCGGCGUAAUGUAUUUUCAUUAUAGCCAGACUUGGGGAUUAAUUCUUGGAUUAAUAACAAUUGUCCUUUCAAUGGUGAUUUGAUGGCGUGAUGUAAUUAGGGAGGCAACUUAUCAAGGCCAUCAUACGCUUAUAGUAAAACAAGGAUUAAAAUAUGGAAUGCUUUUGUUUAUAGUAUCUGAGGUAUGUUUAUUCUUUUCUUUCUUUUGGGCUUUUUUUCAUACUAGUAGUUUAGUACCAAUCAUCGAAAUAGGAGCAGUUUGACAGCCUAGGGGAAUAGAGCCCUUAGACCCUUUCUCAAUCCCGCUAUUAAACACUGCGAUUUUAGUAAGCUCAGGGGCAACAGUAACUUGAGCUCAUCACGGGAUCAUUAGCGGAAAAAGAAAAGAAGCUAUAGUAAGUUUAGCUUUAAAUAGCAUUUAA